CCGAGCCGCCACCGCCGCCGCCACCGCGGAUCCGGCAAAAGUUUUCGCCGGAGCGGCCGAGCGCGCCGGUCCCGGUCCCGGUCUCCGCCAGCACCGAGAUGCGCCCGGGAGUCGCCGCCAGCCCAACCCCGACAGGGUCACCCGUGUGCCAGGGCCCUCACCACCAGGGCAGAGGAGCUGCUGAGGGCCGGUAGGAAGCCAGGACCUGCUCCCCAUGCGGCUUGUGGCCUGGUGGAGGCAUGUCCCAGCCACAUCUCCUCACCCUCCUGCUGCUGCUGCUCUGCUGCCAGGGACCCUCUGCUCAGAUCACGAAUUUCCUCUUUGAGAGCUGGAAGGCUUACAGCGAGGAGUGCCAACGCAACAUGAGCCGGAUGCCAGCACCUACAGAGCUGGUUUGUAACCGGACCUUUGAUAAGUUCUCCUGCUGGCCCGACGCACUGCCCAACACCACUGUCAAUGUCUCCUGCCCCUGGUUCCUGCCCUGGUACCAGAAAGUGAAGCACAGAUACGUCUUCAAGACAUGCGGGCCGGAUGGGGAGUGGGUGACAGGUCCAAAGGGGCAGUCCCUGCGGGAUGCCACGCAGUGCCAGAUCGACGCCGAGGACCUGGAAGCACAGGAAAAAUUCGCCAAGACUUAUGGCAGCUUCAAAGUGAUGUACACUGUGGGCUACUCAGUGUCCCUGUGUGCGCUGCUGCUCGCCCUGGCCGUGCUGCUGGGCUUCAGCAAACUGCACUGCAUGAGGAACUACAUCCACAUGAACCUCUUCGCCUCCUUCAUCGUGAAGGGCGUCUCCGUGCUGGUCAUCGAUGCCCUGCUCAAGACUCACUACAGCGACAAGAUCGACGACUACAACGUGCGCAUCUGGCUGAGUGAUGAGGCUGCCGCUGGCUGCCGGGCGGCCACGGUCUUCAUGCAGUACAGCAUCGUGGCCAACUACUGCUGGCUGCUGGUGGAGGGCAUCUACCUGCACAACCUGCUGGUGGUGGCUGUUUUCUCCGAGAGGAGCUACUUCACCCUCUACCUGUGCAUAGGCUGGGGGGCACCUAUGCUAUUUCUCAUCCCAUGGGUCGUUGUGAAGUUUCUCUAUGAAAACAUCCAGUGCUGGAGCACCAACAACAACAUGGGCUUCUGGUGGAUCCUCCGCUUCCCUGUGUUCCUGGCCAUCCUGAUCAACUUCUUCAUCUUCAUCCGCAUCAUCCAGAUCCUCGUCUCCAAGCUCCGCGCGCACCAGAUGCGUUACACUGACUACAAGUUCAGGCUGGCCAAGUCCACGCUGACGCUGAUCCCUUUGCUGGGCAUCCACGAGGUGGUCUUCGCUUUCAUCACGGAUGAGCACGCCCAGGGCACGCUGCGCUACGUCAAGCUCUUCUUCGACCUCUUCCUCAGCUCCUUCCAGGGGAUGCUGGUGGCCAUUCUCUACUGCUUCGUCAACAAGGAGGUACAGGCGGAGCUGCUGAAGCGGUGGCAGCGCUGGAAGCUGGGGAAGGACCUGGCAGAGGAGUACAAGCACACCUACAGCCACGCACCCAGCGCCCGCAACGGCGCUGGAGGCUGCGAGAAGCACCAGCUGGUGGGCGGCUGCGCCAACGGGACGGGCCGCGGCAUGGCUGUGUGCUCCAGCCCCCACUACCUCGAGAGCAGCGGCCACGGAGCCGCCGAGCAGCUCGCCAUGGGGGAGCAGCACCACUGCUACGAGUUCCCUGAGACCACGGCUGAGAGCCACCUCUGAGCUGCACCUGCAGGGCUGCAGCAGACUGAGCCGUGGGGCAGCCGCUGCCCUCAGCCCGGGCACUGCGGGGCUGCAAAAUGACCCACGGACAGGGUUGGAGAAGGCAAACAGGGGCUGGGGUCUGUGGGGGCUGGGAACUGGGGGGGGUGGGGUUCAUUCUGUGGUGCUGCCCUUGUGCGCCCGUGAGACCCUCUGCACGGUGGUGUAAUUUAUGUCGUAACUGUGUAAAUAGGUGUGGGCCCGUGCUGGGCUGCAGGGCCAGCUCCGA
Coturnix japonica (Japanese quail) is the source of this 1998-nucleotide messenger RNA. It is a transcript of the gene GCGR, whose product is annotated as glucagon receptor. Gene Ontology annotation, cellular component: plasma membrane. Lineage: Eukaryota; Metazoa; Chordata; Aves; Galliformes; Phasianidae. The record is from RefSeq and is a predicted model, not a curated record. Gene Ontology annotation, molecular function: peptide hormone binding; glucagon receptor activity. Gene Ontology annotation, biological process: adenylate cyclase-activating G protein-coupled receptor signaling pathway; cell surface receptor signaling pathway.